AUGCCCCCGUUGAGACCGCACCAUAAAUCUCGAAAUGGCUGUGAUCGGUGCCGCGAGAGGCGGGUCAAGUGCGAUGAAAAAGGCCCGCCAUGCUCUAAUUGCACAAGUCGCCAGCUGAACUGCACAUAUUUGAAAGUUGCAGCGGCACGUAGCCAGACUGCCAAGCCCCGACCAUCCAAAUAUCAAACCGCGCGCUCGAGUGACAGCUCCGCGCGAUCGCAAAAUAGCGUCUCUUCGCCAGUGUCAAAUUGUUCCCUUUCCACUCAACAGGAAAUCGAUAAUUUAGAAUUAAUGCAUCAAUUCUCUACUGACACGUACAAAAGUCUAUGUGUGAGCGAUUCCGAGAAUGCCACCUGGCAAACUACCAUCCCUCGCUUGGCACUCAAAUACCACUACCUGCUGGACGGUAUUAUGGCUCUGGCUUCAAUGCAUUUAGCCACAUUCGCCGAACCCGCUGAGGCUCUCAUCUACCAGGAGAGGGGUCUUCAAUACUAUAAUCGGAGUCUCAGUCCAUUUCGGCACGCUAUUGACAACAUCACUCCGGAAAACUGCGAUGCAGUGUUUGCGCACUCGAUCGUUAUGAUCGCGAUCAGUAUUGCUUCGCCUCGUCUCACUGCCACAAAAGACGAGAGCUCAUGCAUCACGGCGAACAUUGUUGUAUUGUUUGAGUUGCUGCAGGGCGUCAAGAAAAUUUUGGCAGUUACCAAACCAUGGGUCAAGAUCGAGCUGUUUACCCAAGGUGAAUUUUGGAAAAAGACGACUACUGAGCUCAACGCCGAUGAAGAUGCUGCUCUGGCCCAUGUGGCUUCGUUAAAUGAUCUUGUUAUGACGGGGGUAUACUCAAAACAGCACGAUAUUUACAAGAAUGUUUUAUCGCAUUUACGACACUGUUAUGCGAAAUUCGCACGUUCACCGGACCCAGCUCCUGUCAUGGCUUGGCUUGCGGCGGUUGAUAAGGAUUUUGUGGAUAGUGUGAGAUGCCGACAGCAUUUUUCACUGUUAAUACUAAUGUAUUGGGGCGUUUUACUUGGGAAAUUGGAAGGAAAAAGGUGGUGGGCUAAUAAUGCAGGGAAAGCAUUGGUCUCCGAGUUACUGGAGGCUUUACAGGAUGGUGAUUCUCGGUGGGAGAAAGCUCUCUCAUGGGUUCAAUCACAAAUGCCGUUAUGA
This is a messenger RNA of Penicillium odoratum, 1167 nucleotides long. Its product is annotated as Zn(II)2Cys6 transcription factor domain-containing protein. The transcript has a single exon. Gene Ontology annotation, molecular function: zinc ion binding; DNA-binding transcription activator activity, RNA polymerase II-specific. The record is from RefSeq and is a predicted model, not a curated record. NCBI's taxonomy places the organism in Eukaryota, Fungi, Ascomycota, Eurotiomycetes, Eurotiales, Aspergillaceae. Bases 1 to 1167 code for a protein of 388 amino acids. Gene Ontology annotation, biological process: regulation of transcription by RNA polymerase II.